This is a messenger RNA of Daphnia magna, 754 nucleotides long. RefSeq names its product mediator of RNA polymerase II transcription subunit 9 (gene MED9). Gene Ontology annotation, biological process: regulation of transcription by RNA polymerase II. Gene Ontology annotation, molecular function: transcription coregulator activity. Gene Ontology annotation, cellular component: mediator complex. The record is from RefSeq and is a predicted model, not a curated record. Bases 92 to 433 code for a protein of 113 amino acids. Lineage: Eukaryota; Metazoa; Arthropoda; Branchiopoda; Diplostraca; Daphniidae. The transcript has 3 exons.
GCGCUGGGUAUACUUCACGUAUAACUGUACAAAUAGGGUGGUAGCUGGCAGGGUUGUUAAUGCUCGUUUUUUUUCUGAUUUUUUUUUUCCAAUGGCGACAACACAGUUAGCCGACGAGGGAGAUUUUGAUUUGCUAUCUACAAUUUAUGAUAUCAUUAAAAGUGUCGAGAAAGAACAACAAGAUAACGCCCAAAAACUCAAGGACAGUCAAGAAGCUGGUCAAAAAGUUUUGGAACUUCAGAGAAAAUUGGAUCACGCAAGAGAAGUGGUUAGGAAGCUUCCAGGCAUUGAGCUCAGUAAAGAAGAACAGUUGCAGCAAAUUGAUCUUCUAAGACAACAACUAACAUUGAAAAGAGACCUUCUCAACAAAUAUAGAUCAAUUACCUCAUUUGACCGUGAAGCUCAAACUGAGUUUCAAAUUCAUCAGCAUUAAUUAUGGUUUUUCGUCAUUUGUUCAAUUACCUUGCAAACAACCCACAACUCAUCGAGAAACUCUCUGACUCAUACCCUGUACGCCGUGCAGCUCAACUCACAGUUUAUGCCUACCACAAAAGUAAGGCCUUAGGUGAAGGAGCUAUUCAGGAUGGGUUUAAACAAGGGGUCCAGAGACUAGAUUCAUUCACUGGAAAAUUUAAAGAGGAACUGGAAAAGGGAAUGAAAGAAAUUAAUAAAAAUUCAAAAAAACCGUGACAGUAUCUUCCAAGAAUGUUGUAUUCCUCAUAGUGUGUCAAUAAAGUAGUGCUGCUACACCAAA